AUGUCGAAGGGCAAACAAUACAAAUGGGUUCCCGAGGAAACCCAGUUCUGCAUUCAUAUGUUUGCCGAUGAUAAGUGCGGGGAUGAAAACGGCUGGUCUUGCCUGGUCUGGGGCCCGAGGAACUUGGGUCAGUCGUGGGUGAGGUCGUAUCUCGUCAACACGAUAGAUGGCAAUGGUAACAACAGAGCGCCAGAGAAACCGUCACCACCACCACAGCAAAAGCCAUCAUCACCACCACAGCAGAAGCCAUCACCUCCGCCGCAGGAGGAUCCACAACCGCCACAACCCCCGCCACGUGCGACAACAACAAAGAAAAACGACCCUCCACCCCCAACAAGGAAGAACGAACCUUCAAAAAAGCCCGAACCGACUGGCGAUCACGCCUCUGUUGGGGCUGGGACUGAGGGGCCUGCUGCAGCAACGACAUCCUCCACCCGGGGUAGUUUGACCCCGCAAGAGACCGAUGGGACAAAUGAGCCAUCGCCAACAGAUCAUGGGGCCGCAGCAGCAGCAGCGUCAGGGCCAUCGUCAUCCUCACCAUCCUCGUCACCGUCAGAGGGAGGCUCGCCGGAGGGAAGCUCAUCAAUGUCCGGUGGGGGAAUUGCCGGAGUCGCGAUUGGGGCGUGCGCGGGCGUAUGUCUCCUAGCCGCCCUUGGAUUCCUAGCCUACCGUCGACGCAAAACGAAGACAAAUGCUGUAGCGCAAGUCAACCAUUAUAAUAAUCUUUCCGCAGAGCCGCCAUAUAAGCCGGAGUUAUUCGCACCAGCGCAAAAACCUGGAUAUCACCCCAGCGAGCUCGAUUCUAAGCCAACAUCUCUCGGCGGCUACCCGCCACCCUCUUUUUCUGCCGUCGCGGAAAAGGAUGCAGGCGGUUACUCCAGCUGGGGCCAUGUUGCGGAGUUGGCUGAUAACUCUUCCCAUCCUAUGGUAGAGCUACCAGCCUCCCCGCUUAGCAGGCGGUAUUAGUUAGAGUGAGUAAACAUACAGACAGGGUUAUGAUGUGAAGGAAGCAAUUGGAUCAUUAUUGGUAUCGGAUGCUUGCAGAUUUGCCCUUCCCAUACCUCCCCCAUGUUUUUAAGACCCUCUACUUGCUUUCUAUAUUUUCUUUUAUAUUUUUGGUCUUACUCAGGUUAUAUAGUUCUUAAAUACAUAUAAAAUAUUUUCAUAUAUUAAAUGUAAAAUGUUACAGCCAGUUUUGUA
This is a messenger RNA of Histoplasma capsulatum G186AR, 1200 nucleotides long. RefSeq lists its product as uncharacterized. The transcript has a single exon. Lineage: Eukaryota; Fungi; Ascomycota; Eurotiomycetes; Onygenales; Ajellomycetaceae. The record is from RefSeq and is a predicted model, not a curated record. The coding region runs from base 1 to 966 and encodes 321 amino acids.